Phacochoerus africanus (Common warthog) is the source of this 457-nucleotide messenger RNA. RefSeq names its product ribosomal protein L34 (gene RPL34). Lineage: Eukaryota; Metazoa; Chordata; Mammalia; Artiodactyla; Suidae. The record is from RefSeq and is a predicted model, not a curated record. The coding region runs from base 64 to 417 and encodes 117 amino acids. Gene Ontology annotation, molecular function: structural constituent of ribosome. Gene Ontology annotation, cellular component: ribosome. Gene Ontology annotation, biological process: translation. The transcript has 5 exons.
GGCCUUUGCGCUCGCGAGAGCUUCCCUUUCCUCUUCCGGGGACGCUAUCCAGAGGUAUUCACAAUGGUCCAGCGAUUGACAUACCGUCGUAGGCUAUCCUACAACACAGCCUCUAACAAAACCAGGCUGUCCCGAACCCCUGGUAAUAGAAUCGUUUACCUUUAUACCAAGAAGGUUGGGAAAGCACCAAAAUCUGCAUGUGGCGUGUGCCCAGGCCGACUUCGAGGAGUCCGUGCUGUGAGACCUAAAGUUCUCAUGAGAUUGUCUAAAACGAAAAAACAUGUCAGCCGGGCCUAUGGUGGUUCCAUGUGUGCUAAAUGUGUCCGUGACAGGAUCAAGCGUGCUUUUCUUAUCGAGGAGCAGAAAAUUGUUGUGAAAGUGUUGAAAGCACAAGCACAGAGUCAGAAAGCUAAAUAAAAAAAUGAAGCUUUUUUGAGUAAUAAAAAAAUCAAAAGCC